This is a messenger RNA of Kluyveromyces marxianus DMKU3-1042, 936 nucleotides long. It is a transcript of the gene PHO13, whose product is annotated as 4-nitrophenylphosphatase. Gene Ontology annotation, molecular function: alkaline phosphatase activity; phosphoglycolate phosphatase activity. The record is from RefSeq and is a predicted model, not a curated record. The coding region runs from base 1 to 936 and encodes 311 amino acids. The transcript has a single exon. NCBI's taxonomy places the organism in Eukaryota, Fungi, Ascomycota, Saccharomycetes, Saccharomycetales, Saccharomycetaceae.
AUGACUGGUACGAAAGCGAAUACACCUAUUAAAAUCCAGGACAAGACUAGCUCACUUGAAUUUCUGAAGAAGUUUGACACCUUUUUAUUUGACUGUGAUGGAGUGUUGUGGCUAGGUUCUCAUUUGUUACCCGAUGUUGUUGAGACAUUAGAUUACUUGAAAAGCUUAGGUAAACAACUUAUAUUCGUUACCAAUAACUCCACUAAGUCCAGGCCUCAGUAUGUCAAAAAGUUCGCAGGGUUUGGUAUAACAGUGACUGAAGAUCAGAUUUUUACAUCUGGUUAUGCGUCAGCCCUAUAUGUCCGGGACUUCUUAAAACUUCAACCGGGAAAAGAUAAAGUGUGGGUUUUUGGAGAAUCUGGUAUCAUAGACGAAUUGACCUUAAUGGGUUUCGAAGCUUUAGGAGCAGGUGACCCAAGACUUGACGAACCAUUUGAUACCAAUACUUCGCCAUUCCUUAAGGACGGCUUGGACGAAGAUGUGAAAUGUGUCGUUGCUGGACUAGAUACUAAAGUUAAUUAUCACAGAUUGGCGAUUUCUUUGCAAUAUCUAAGGAAACCUGAUGUCCACUUUGUCGCUACUAACAUUGAUUCGACUUUCCCCCAGAAAGGAAUUAUUCUUCCAGGAGCUGGUUCUACCAUCCAAUCUUUGGCUUAUGCUAGUGAUAGAACACCCGAAGCAUGCGGCAAACCAAACCUUAAUAUGCUCAAUGCAAUUGUAAAGGCUAAGAACUUAGAUAGAUCCAGAUGUUGCAUGGUUGGUGAUAGGCUAAAUACAGAUAUAAAGUUUGGUGAGACCGGGGGGUUGGGUGGAACCUUAUUAGUAUUGACAGGAAUUGAAACAGAAGAAAGGGCUUUGGAUACCGCACACGAGCAUCCUAACCCAAAGUAUUAUGCUUCUAAACUAGGAGACCUUUAUGAAUUCACCCAUCAAUAG